AUUGAUAAGGGAGUCCAGCGUUCGCAUACUAGUAGUGUAUUGCAUGUAAUGCGUCUGCGACCGCAAGUGUUACUAGUAUGUCCAACGACCACAUCCCAAGUGCAAAGUUAGCGUAAAUGCGUUGUUUUAGUGGGAAGAUGCCAGUUCCCGGUAGAUUGGUUCCCUGCACCUCCAUUUAACAUUCGUCUUCACAGCUUUGCAACAAUGUUUAACGGCAUCAUUGGCCGCCGAAUAACCGUCUCGAAUUCAAAAGCCAUUCAAACCUAUCGCCCACAAAAUCCACCUCCCACGAACCACUCUCUUUCAUCAUCACCUCCCACUAACAUUCACCAUGGCAUCCGUUCCUUCCCAAGACGAGGACGACAGAGACGAGAAGGUCGUGUUCAAGAUUGGCAGCGAAUCAUACGAGAGUGAUCAUGGUGUGGAACGUUACAGCGAUGAAGACGACAGCAGUGGCUGCUGCGACGACGAGGAAGCCAACGCCGUCGCGGCUUCGGGUCGCAUGAAGAGCAUGGGCGUCAUGAUGGGUGAUGAUUACGACGAAAGCAGCCGCGGCGAUAGCUGCUGUGUCCGUUAUUGGCUUUGUUGGAUUUGCUGCAGUUUCUUGGUCAUUACGAUGAUUGUGGGCUUUAUGGGAGCUGUGGAAUACCAAAAGGAAGCAGCCAUCUUGUACGGAAUCAUUGAUGAGGACAAUGGGGAUGUAGCUUGCACCGCGUAUGACGACAACGCUCUGACCGCAAUUAACAAUUUCUAUGAAGGCAACAAUGACACUUCUAAAUUUUGUCAGGAGGGUUUCCCUGAUUGCCAGUGCAAGCAUCCUUAUCGACCAACCAAGCCAACGGACCAUGGUCCUCAGUGGACAGAAAUUCAAACGAUGAAUCUGGCGCAAGUCCAAAUGUACAGCCAACACAAACAAGCGGAUGUGGCAUUGCUCGGAGAUAGCAUUAUUGAGCACUUUACUGGUCUGGAUUUGGGUUACUCGGGUGGUGUUUGGAAAGCCAACAAGCGUGCUUUUGACAGGAUUUUUAACCGAAAGAAUGGUGGCAAGGUCAACGGUGUCGCUCUCGGUGUAGGAGGUGAUCGAAUUGCAAACCUCCUGUUCCGUCUCCAGAAUGGUGAAGCACCGGCAGAAUUCCACCCCAAAAUCUGGUGGAUCUUGAUUGGCACCAACGAUUUGGAAGACAAGUGCAAUGCCGAUACCAUUGUCGUGGGACAGUUUCGUCUGGUGGAUGAAAUCCGCAAGUUUCAUCCUGGAGCUACGAUUGUAUUCAACUCCAUUCUCCCUCGCAAUGAAAACCCCAAUGAUCUGUUUGCGUCUCCUACCUGGCCCAUUAUCCAGGAAAUCAAUCUCAAGCUGGAAUGUUACGCCAAUACGGCCAAGGGCGUCGAAUUCUUUAAUGCCACGGAUGUUUUUACGGCUCAUAGCAAGGGCAAGGUCGUGGUCAACAGGCACUUUAUGCAAGAUGCCGUGCACCCCAAUGCAGAAGGUACUCGCCUUUGGGGUGAUGCCAUUGCGGACAAAGUGAUCGAGUUGAAGCAAAAGAAGAAGAGGCACCACAAAAACAACAACAAUCAUCAUGAGAAAACUGGCGGUGCCAAUCACACACCAAAGAAGAACAAGGACAAGUCUGGUUAAAUGACGAGCAACUAGCAAUCAAAGGUUUCUGUAGACAGUACUUAGCACUGUACUACUUGUUAGAAUCACCUUUUAAUACUAAAAAGAAGAUCAUUUUUAGA
Messenger RNA from Seminavis robusta, 1737 nucleotides. Lineage: Eukaryota; Bacillariophyta; Bacillariophyceae; Naviculales; Naviculaceae. The record is from the annotation of a GenBank genome assembly.